AUAUAGUCUUCCUGAUAAUGUCGGGGGCUCAAACACACUCUCUCUGUUUAAAUCUAGAUUAUCUCUUCAGCCAAGCAUUCGCAUAAUGAAUCUCAAUCUCACCCUUGUUCCCAUAGAUCAGAUAAAAGUCACAAACAUAUUUUUUGCUUGAAACGUUAUGAACAGCAGCUAUGCUAAUUCUUUUCUAUCUGCCUUUCUGUUCCUACCCCCACGAGGAUGCCCAUCUCGAGGUAUAAAUUACGCCUGCUCCAGCGUGGAUCCAGCCUCAUUGAAAGACUUCAGAUGAUCCAACAACGCCUUUGAAGAGAUGAUGCUGACCCCAGCGAGGACCCCAGAUGACGCCAACUUGAAUUGACAUGCACAGAUGCCAAAAUGUCUCUAUAUUGAGGAAGCAGGAGUUGACCUGCCCCAGGCGUUGCCCUCUGGGCCCAGUGCCUUUAUCCAAAUUGAAGAGAUUCUAGAAGAAGGGGCAGCACAGGAGGUGAUGUCAGAGGCUCUGUUGUCAGAAGGACGUGUAGACCAUAUCAACAUGAUGAUGGGGCUACAUCCCACCUACCUGACCUGCUUCCUGCGAACACAGAAUGCUUUGCUCCAGCUGGAUGGUCCUCUGCCUCUGUCAUGGAGACAUUUUAUUAUCAUAUUGGCGUCUGCACGUCACCAGUGCUCGUACCUAGUGCAGCAUCACAGCUCUGCUUUUCUGCUUGCUGGCGGAGAUGAGUCCUGGCUUAGAGGACUUCACUGUGCACCACCCAAAAUACAGCACCUGCAGACGCUCAACAAACUGCUUGCACACAGACCCUGGAUCAUCACCCAGGAACAUAUACAGGAGUUAGUUUGUCCAGGUGCAGAGGCUCGGUGGUCCCUGGCAGAACUGAUUCAGGCUAUUGUUUUGAUGAGCCAUGCCCACUCUCUAGCCUCAUUUGUUUGGGGUUGUGGUAUUCUCCCAGAGCCCGAGCAGUCAGGAGAUCAGUCGGGUUCACCCACAGAGUCCUGUUCUGCCCGAGACAAGAGCAGAAAUCAGCAAAAGUGGUCUGAGGCUGUGAACGAGGUUAAGCUUUUGAUGGAGAAGAUGAUGAUGGUUCAGCAGCAAGGUGAAGAGUUUACACAAGAAGAGAUGGUUACUCGCUUUGAAAGAGAAAGGACUGAGAGUUUGCUGGAACCUGCUGAUGUUUUGUGCUUUCAGGACUAUUCGUGGGAAGAUCACGGUUUCUCUCUUAUGAACAGGCUGUAUGGAGAGAUGGCACAGCUUCUGGAUGAGAAAUUUCAGGUGGUGUGUGCGCUCACGUAUCACACCAUGGCCAUGCACUCACAUGUGGACACCUCCACACUCCGCAAAGCCAUCUGGAACUACAUUCACUGCAUCUACGGCAUCAGGUAUGAUGAUUAUAAUUAUGGGGAUGUCAACCAGCUGUUGGAACGCAGUUUAAAAGUGUACGUUAAGACAGUGGCUUGUCACCCGGAGAAAACCACAACAAGAAUGUACUUCUCUUUUUGGAGGCAGUUCCGCCACUCGGAAAAGGUCCAUGUGAACCUGUUACUGAUGGAGGCGCGACUGCAGGCAGCUUUACUUUAUGCUCUCAGAGCAAUUACACGCUACAUGACCUAAUAUGCGCACAAGAGCUUUAAAACAGGAUGACCUGUAUACACUAUUAUACUCUGAUUGUAGCGUGUGUUGAGACACAAAUUGCACACAAUCACACUCUAAAAGUGCAAAGUCUCAAGAGCAAUUUAGUUUCAUUUUCUCUUUUCUUUGCAAUAUUUUAGGCUUAUGUGGGCUGGUUGAUCAGCUGCUACUGGAUCAUGAUUGGAUUUGGGAUACAGCGAAUCUUGCACGUCCUAUGAGUAAAUUUGCUCAUUGUGGUCUUUUUGUUAUCAUACUGUGAAUGUGACUUUGCCCUGCUGCAGUAUUCUGGUCUGUGUGUUUGUGCAUUUUGAUGAAUGUUUAUAUUCACUAAGAUAUUGACAAUGUUUAUAUUGACACUAAGAACUCUACAUUGCCUAUUUCUCUCUCAGAUUGAGAGCUGAUUUAAUGUGGGCUAAAAUGGAUGAAAAAGCACAUUUUGUUGUUUUUUGUUAUUUGUGCAUUUUUAUGUAUAAUAAAAUAUUUUACUAUGACAUUACUGUUUUAUUUGCUUGUAUGUAAUGUCCACAAGGCAAAUUCCACAAAUGCACUUUUGCCACAUGUCCCAUGAUUUUUUUUAAGCAAUAAAGGCAUGUUUUUGUGAGCCCCCAAA
Molecule: messenger RNA, 2234 nt
Organism: Sinocyclocheilus rhinocerous
Lineage: Eukaryota; Metazoa; Chordata; Actinopteri; Cypriniformes; Cyprinidae
Product: sestrin-2-like
Exons: 9
Coding region: 365-1606 (413 amino acids)
Biological process (GO): cellular response to L-leucine; positive regulation of macroautophagy; regulation of response to reactive oxygen species
Cellular component (GO): nucleus
Molecular function (GO): L-leucine binding; oxidoreductase activity, acting on peroxide as acceptor
Source: RefSeq, a predicted model, not a curated record